UUCCCGAAUCCAUCAAGACUUUGACUGUUUAACAAAAACAUAUCUAUAUGAAUUUUUUUUUCUUUUUAAUUUUUUUAAUUCAUUAUGGAAGUACCUUUUGCUUUGUUUGGUGAGACUACACAAGAAGAACAAAACAUACUUGAUAAAAGACAGCAACAAUACAAACGAGAUCUUGAGUAUCGAUUAGCUUCUUUGUCAACCGAUCCUCAUGAGCGAUCCAUGUCAGAAAACAGACUUGUAUUCAACUAUAGACGUCAAUCUCAUUUUGGUGAGCCUGGUAUACAGCAUAACUUAUUAAGUUUAGAAGAAUGUCAGCAUGUAUUACAAUCUGUUCCACACAAUGCAUGGACAACAGCACGGCACUCUGCCUUUGCUACCACGGACAUUCCGAUCCGAACCAAUCCUCAACUAGAAUACCUUGAGCCUUUGAUCAAAAGACGUCUGUUUCCUGUCCUGAGCAAGCAUUACGGUUUUAAACCGAACGAUCUAGGCUUUCGAGAUGUAUUUCUGGUCAAAUACGAUGCUCAGAAACAAAAGGGACUCCGGUUACAUACAGACGGGUGUCUAUUUUCACUCACUUUAUUGAUUAGCCAUCCCAAUGACUUUGAAGGUGGAGGCACCUAUUAUCAGAGCAUAGAUCGUAUUUUGUAUUUAGAACAAGGGGAUUGUGCCUACCAUGAUGCUCAUGUCAUGCAUAGUGGAGUAGACAUCACAAAAGGAACAAGGUAUAUUUUAGUGGGCUUUAUAGAUACGCUGGACACAAUUCAAAAAGACAAUAAAGCACUACGUAUUUAAUCACAUUUGAUAUUCAUCAGUUUGGCUACUUGUUUUCUUUUCAUAUGGCUAAUGGCAAAAUGAACAUCAUCAUCAUUGGUGCUUUUUCUGGUAUCUAAAAUGGCUAAGAAAGAUCUAAUUUCUUCAGAUAUAUCAAUCAUAGUGCCUAUACAUGGAUCAGUCACUUGUUUGUAGGAGUGAUGUCUGACUUACAAGACUCUUCUGUCUUGAUACCAAUGAAAUAAUAGGUCAAAUGAAGCGUACCAGGAUUAAAUGGCUCUGAAGAACUUGUGGCUUCCAUCUCAUCCAUCAA
Messenger RNA from Gilbertella persicaria, 1087 nucleotides. RefSeq lists its product as uncharacterized. Gene Ontology annotation, molecular function: oxidoreductase activity, acting on paired donors, with incorporation or reduction of molecular oxygen; iron ion binding; L-ascorbic acid binding. NCBI's taxonomy places the organism in Eukaryota, Fungi, Mucoromycota, Mucoromycetes, Mucorales, Choanephoraceae. The record is from RefSeq and is a predicted model, not a curated record. The transcript has a single exon. The coding region runs from base 85 to 795 and encodes 236 amino acids.